Molecule: messenger RNA, 4784 nt
Organism: Lingula anatina
Lineage: Eukaryota; Metazoa; Brachiopoda; Lingulata; Lingulida; Lingulidae
Biological process (GO): protein localization to chromosome, telomeric region; telomere capping; negative regulation of telomere maintenance via telomerase
Cellular component (GO): shelterin complex
Molecular function (GO): telomeric repeat DNA binding
Source: RefSeq, a predicted model, not a curated record
CGACCUGAGUAGCAUUUGCACAUGAUACUCAAUGUUUGGAGUAGACAGAUUUGGACAGAAUUAGAUGCCGUGGGAUUACUGACACCUUUGAUUGUCAACGCAAAUUACUCAGCAGUCAGAGCUAACGUGAACUUUGACUGUUUCACACUUUGGAGGACUAAGACUUGCUGUAACAGUAAAAUGUGGCAUAAUAGUAGAUUACAGAAACCAUGGAUUUUACCAGAAAUACUUGAUUAUGAUGUGUCGUCUGCUGUAUCUAACAAAGAACCACGUUUUCUACAAAUUCUCAAGAAAGAAGAGGGGCCAUGUCCAGACGGUAGCAUUGUUGUGUUGGUCACAGAUGGCAAGUGGGACAUCAAGGCUGUGUUAACACAGGAAGCUCUGAAGGAGUUCCAAGAGGAAGAAAGAUAUUCUGAAGAAUAUUUUCAUUGUUCCAAGAUGAUAGCAAGGAAGUAUCACUUCAGUGUGGUUUACUCUGACAUAAAGGAAAAUUCAGAGUUUUUCCUGGUCGUGACAGAGCUUAAAUUUUGGACCUGUCUGCAUGGACAUUACCGUAAAAAUCCUGGAAUAUUGUGUAAUACUGUUCCAGAGGUUAGGCAAAAAUUGGAGAAAGGUUGGAUACAGUGGAAAGCCCACAGAUCAGAAAACACUCGACAAUGUUGGAACGAGGAAAAUGCGGCACUGUCAGAGCUCAUGGGGCAGUUUACACAGCCAGGGUCACAGAGACAGCUAACACAAUGUGGGUUGUCACAACCAACACAAUCUGGGACAAUGCUGUCACAACUAACACAAUGUAGAGAAGCAGUGCAGUCCAACCUGUCCAGAGAUCCACCUAUUCAACAUAUUGAAGAACCAGAGUCUGAUGCUACCAACACCAAUCCUAAAAAUGGCCUGGGCAGAAAGCCAGACAGCCAUAUUGACCACACAUUGACCUCUGACCUUGGAGUGACCCUUGACCCUGAAGUGACCUUGGGAGCUGGGGAUGGUCAACCUAGUCGAGAGCUUCCUGUACAACUGACCAGUGUCUUCAACAUUCACUACUACCUGGCUGCAGAGCAAGUUUUCCAGUGCCUUGAAACAAUGCAGAAAAAUUUAUCCUCAAACCUAAUGGCUGUCCCACUUGACUCUGAGAUUGUCCUGCUAGGUUCUGAAGAGAUCUGCGAUGUCCCACUGGACAUAGGAGAUAUCCCAGUUCAUACAGGGAAUGUCCCACAAGGCUCAAGCAAUGUGCAAUUUGGUUCAGAAUAUGUUCCAAUCGUUCAAAAAGAAGGUCGAUUGCAAUCCAAGUUUGUGACCUCUGACCUUGGAAUGACCGUUGACCCUGGAGUGACCUUGGAAGCUGGAGAUGGGCAUCUUAGUCAAGAGCUUCCUGUACAACUGACCAGUGACUUCAAAACUGACUAUUAUCUAGCCGCUGAGCCAGUUUUCCAAAACCUUAAAACAGUGAAGAAAAAUUUAUCAUCAAACCUAGUGGCUGUCCAUCCAGACUCUGAGUUUGUCCUACUAGGUUCUGAACAUGUCCCGGAUAUCCCUUUAGACAUUGGGGAUGUCCCACAAGGCUCGAGCAAUGUGCAAUCUGGUUCAGAAAAUGUGCCCAUGGUUCAAGAAGAAAGUCGAUUGCAAUCCGAGGAUGUCCUGCCUCCUCCAAGCUCUGCUGAACAUGACACAUCAGUACAUAUGAGUGUGUCAACUCCAGACCUUCCAGUAAAACUGAACAGUGUAUUCAGCAUGGAAGGGUUUAUCAUCAGUGAGGCGGGGCAGGCAUGUUUAGACAGGUUGAAAGAAUGGCAGCGUGGUUCCCGUCCUCGUACCUUGCAUUCUCACCACACUGCGUCUGACAGCUCCCAGCUGAGAGGAGUACAGAGUGUGGAGAUAGAGGGCCCUGUGAAUGAGCCUCCUUCUGCGACAGAGGACGGAGAGAGACUGAAGGCGCAGUCUGAUCAGGAAGAAGGUCGGGAUGUCGGGGAUGGUGUUUGCAGAAAGAGAAAAGCAGGUUUUCGAGAUGAGAAUCCUGAUGGAGAUGAUACUGGAGGGAACAAGUUGAAGAAGAAGGGAAGAAUGACCUCUGGGCCUGAAUUAGAAGAAAAGCUGUCAACAGAUGGCGCUGAUGUUGCCAUUGUGUCCAAUCAGCAUGAAGCUCUUAAGAAAAAAUGUUUAGAUGAUGAUGAAAGAGAAAUGAAUUUUAACCAGGCAUCUCAUGGAGCAGACAGGCGAGAACAAUCACCAGAAGCUAUGCUGGGGACUGAUGUGGGGGAAUACAUGGACAAAGUGGUCUUUUCUUUUGAGGGACAUCCUUCACAAGACCCAAGUCCUCAAGAUGUAGGUCAAGGUCAGGUUGAGAAAGGUCAAGGUCAGGGUGAAGUAGGUCAAGGUCAGUGUGAAGUGGGUCAAGGUCAAGAGAUGAGGGACCAGGUUAUGGAUGAGAAGGGACUUCACGAUGAGACUGUGGUUCAUCAGUCAACACUGAUAUAUGGACACACAGAUGACACAAGACCACGUUUUCUGCCGUCCCCUUUGAGAGUCUCAGAUGAUGAAGAAGCCAAGAGAUUGAAUGACAUGCUACAUUCUGCCGAAUACAGCGGAGAACGGCUGUUUUCAUCUGAUGACAGUGAGGCAGAGAUUCAGUCGCACUCACAUGAUGAAAAAUCCGAGUCCCUGGUCAGAGAGAAAUAUACUGUUAUUUGCAGUGGAUCAGAAGAAGAAAACCACGGCAAUCCUUUGUUGAACAAUGAUGAGGAGGAAGAAGAGGAGGAAAAAAGAUUAGAAAAAUUACGAACCCCUGGAGCAUUAUCUGUUGGACCACAAAUGAAAACUUCAGGUGUUUUGGUUGUUGAGGAUAACAUCAGCAAUAGAGCUGAGGCAUUAUUGACUCAGUGCCAUACGGAGACAUCCCAGGUUCCAGUAAAACCGUCUCAGACUGAGAGCCAAUCCCAGACUAAAUCCAGCUGUGACCCAUCGCAAGCCAAGCCCAGUGCCAUCCCAACACAGGCUGAGGUACAAUGUGCCCCCUCUCAGAGACAAGAGAAAGGUGUGGCUGGCACGUUAAAGUAUCGAGAUCCUAGUGCACUGUACAAUACCAAAACAAAACCUGAAAAUAAAGGUAAAAAGAAGGGGAGAAAGCUGUUUACUAUGGACCCAGUGCCUCUAAUGGGGGAUGAUGAUAAACGUGUAGAAAUGUCUUCCAGUAAAGAUGAUCAACCUGACGCACUUCAUGAAAGCUUGCUGGGAAGGAAAAAAUUUUUGAGUCAAAAUAAUCAGCUAACUGGUAACAGGAAUGUAUCUGAAAUUCCACCUGCCUCAAGUGGCAGUGACACACAUGGCAGUAGAGAGCGGAUUGUGAAUAGUACAGGCAGUUCCAGUCGUGCAAGUUUGGGUCAUGCUACCUGUACUGGUGAUUCUGUUGUGGAAAGCAAUGACAACAGAGGUAAACAUAUUAUUGAUGACACCAACAAUUCUGUUGUUUUUGUUGAAAAUGCCCACACUACCAGAUCCCAAACAUUGAAAAGUACAGGCAUUUCCAGUUGCACUGAUGUGGAUAGUGUGCCUAGUCAUAGUAUGAACAGAGUCAUGGAUAGCACUAGAACUGUUUCUGGUACUCACUGUGAUAAUUUCAAUACAAAUUUUGUGAGGAGACACUUGAGUUGUAAAUCCAGCACACCAGUGAAAUCUCUGCCAGACCAACAACAGCAAGAAACCCCUGAUGAUGUUGUGCAAACUUCUGAACAAAGUGAAGAUAAUGAUAUCAUAUUCAUAGGAACAUAUAGUCCAAAGUUUGCAGGAACUUUGCCAAAUGAAUACCAUCAUUUGCCCAAAAGUACUUUUGACAGUGUGAAAUUAAAUGAGCUGAAAUCAAAGUCUGACUCAGAGCAAGACCCACUGGUGCAAAGUACCAGUGAAACAAAUGACAAUGUCACCUCUGCAGUUGUAACAGUUGGAGAAUAUAUCAAAAGAAAGAGAGAUGAGCUGCAUAGAAAACAAAGAUCGGAGCAGCAAAAGAUGGACAGCAUGCAGGAAGGAGAUGAGAGCUCUCUGGAAUUUGGACAAAGACUAGUGUCGUCUGCUGAAAUGACAGAAACCAGGUCAAAUGAAUGUCAGACACAGAGGCAAGGUCAGACAACACUCCAAGACAAGCUACUGAACCUGAAGUUCUCAGACAAUACCAUGACUUUCAUCUGGAAAGUAUUUCUCAGGAAAAGGCCAUCCAACUAAACUAUCAGCCAACUUCCUGUGGAAGAAUGACCAACUUGUUAAUACCCAGACAUGCUUUUUUUUUUUUUUUUUUUUUAAAGGGGGGGGGGGAUUGAAGGAUAUAUCAUCUUCAUAAAAAUGACCCCAAGCAUUUGUUUCUCUUUGGUUUGUUCUUUUCUCAUUCCAGUUUCCAAACACUGGUUAUUCUGAGGUAGCAUUCUUCUUACACAACAGACAUUAAAAUGUGUGCAUGGUUCAGUGUACAUGAAACAAACCCUGAUAUUGAGUCAGUGUCUUAGGGCUUUGACAUCAUAUAUAGUUACUUUGUAAGUUUUUUUAAUGCAGAUUCCGCAAGGACAAGCUGUUCAUAACCUGUUGUAGUUCUAGAAUACUGUUGUUGUUAUUGUUGAAAGUUCCAUUUGAUGAAAAGUUUGGUGCUAUAGUAAUUAUAUGUGCCAUAAUGUGUUGUUCUAGUUUUCUCUAUUGGCACUUUGUUCAAGAGUUUUGUGUUUGUAUUCUAGUUAUCUAUUAUUGUUAUUUACAAGAUUUUACACACUGAAAUAAAUGAGGACAUUGUUUAAAUGCACACCUUGUUA